Molecule: messenger RNA, 2437 nt
Organism: Chelonoidis abingdonii (Abingdon island giant tortoise)
Lineage: Eukaryota; Metazoa; Chordata; Testudines; Testudinidae
Source: RefSeq, a predicted model, not a curated record
GGAUGUAUCUAGCAGGGUCGGGGGGCCCGGCUCCUGCAGGGCCAGGAGACCUUCCCAGAGUCCGCCUGUGAGGAUGUGGCUGUACCUGGCUGCCCUGCUGGGGUUGUACUUCCUGCGCCGAUGGUACCGGGAGCGGCAGAGCGUCGAGGGCCUCCCGGAGAAAUACGUCCUGAUCACCGGCUGCGACUCCGGCUUCGGAAACCUGCUGGCCAAGCAGCUGGAUGCGCGGGGUCUGCGGGUGCUGGCGGCUUGUCUCACCCAGCAGGGCGCGGAGCAGCUGAGGAAGGCGACGUCGGAGCGGCUGCAGACGGUGAUCCUGGACGUCACCCGCACCGACAGCAUCGCCGCGGCCACCGCCUGGGUGAAGGAACAAGUGGGGCACAAAGGGCUCUGGGGCCUGGUGAACAAUGCGGGGAUCGCAGUCCCCGUGGCCCCCAAUGAGUGGCUGACCAAGGACGACUUCGUCAGGGUGCUGGACGUGAACCUGAUCGGCUUGAUCGAGGUGACCCUCAGCUUCCUGCCCCUGGUGAAGCGAGCCAGGGGCCGGGUCAUCAACGUGGCCAGUAUAAUGGGUCGACUGGCCUUCUUCGGAGGGGGCUACUGCCCAUCUAAGUACGGCGUGGAGGCGUUCUCCGACAGCCUCCGGCGUGAGAUGCUGCCUUUCGGGGUGAAGGUGUGUGUGAUCGAGCCAGGCUACUUCAGCACCGCAGUUACCAACCCUCAGCUCAUUAUUGAGAACUUCACUCGCCUCUGGAAGCGGCUCCCCGAGGAAACCAAAGCGAGUUACGGGGAGAGUUACUUAAAAGCCUUUAUCCAUGCCACCCGCGACCUGCCGAAAUCCUGCAACUCCGACCUGUCCGUCGUCACCGGCUGCAUGAAGCACGCGCUGACAGCUCGCCACCCCCGCACCCGCUACUCCGCCGGUUGGGACGCCAAGCUGAUCUUCCUCCCGCUGAGUUACCUGCCCACCUGGUUCGCCGACUUCGUGCUGACGUGGUCCUACCCGGCACCGGCACAAAAAGUGUAGGAGGAAGAUGCGGUGUUAGAAUGUCAGCAGGGGGCAGCGACCGGAGCAGCAUCGCUGGCACCCGGGGUCCAAAUUCCCGGUGGGGGUGAGACACCCUGUCCCGUGGCGCCCAGCUGAGACUAUGCAAAUCAGUUCUUAAUUACAAACCUUGAAUCAAAGCAGAGCUCCUUGGAAUUUGCCUCACCGGUGCAACCUCUUCUCCAUGUCCUGGGAUGGAAUGUGGUUUCCUAACCAACCCCGGCACAACACUCUCCCCCCCACCUUUAACGGCUCCCGGGACAUAGACCACCUCACUCCUUGUGUCCGGGCCCCGCCUGUCCUCGGUAUUCAGCUCCGUUUCCUAUCUGCCUGUCGCCAAAUCUCCGUGAUCUGUGUCCAGGGUCUCUCCCACCCCGGCGACCCCAGCAGGGUAACCCAGCCCAUCUGGAGGGGAGGCAGCAGUUUGAAACUCGCCUCUGAUGAAACCACCCCACUGCAUGCUGAGCCAGGGCCAGGCCACGAGUCCCGAAGACAGGACAUUUGGCCAGUUGGCCGCCAGACGGAUCCCCUGCUGGGCAUUGCUGGGAGUGACUCGCUAGUCGGCCCAGAACAGAUCCUACCAGCGUCACUGAGAAUGACUUGCCCUGCAGAGUCCUUCCUCAGCAAUUCCUCAGCGCCUGUGUGGGAGACGUCCCUCUCCAUUGGUGCAUCCCCAUACCUGUGUCAGGAGACCCAGCUGCAUCAUGUUGAGCUUAAGCAAGCAGCCUGUCUAAAUCCAGAGACCCAAGAACUCGCAGCCUGCCAGCAUCUGGCUCUGGAAGGCAAAUCCAAGGGGUUCCCGAUUGCUUAGUCCUAGGUAGUCCCCACUGCUGCUUAUUAUCAGACCAAGAUCAGGGCUCCAGUGUGCUGGGCGCUGCCCAGAAGCUAAGUUGCACCCUGCCCCGGAGUGCUGACCUGCUAAGCAGAGCAGACAAAGCAUGGGAGAAAUGAACUCUCAUCUCCAUUUUACAGAUGGGGAAACCGAGGCACCGGGGUUCAGGGGCUGAAAUCCAGCUGUAACUGACCUUUGUGGGAAAGCCCUGGGCUCGUUGCUCGUGACAGCUUCUCGCACAAGCUCCUUCGGCACCACAAGCCUGGGCUUUUUCUUUUCCAAAAGAGUCCGAGCCGGCUGCCUGGUGUUUUGGACGCUGCAGGGUGGGGUCUGUUCCCUGUUAAAGGACUAUUGGAGACAAUACACAGCAGGGAGGAUAGGAUCAGAGGCGUCCGGGCAGAGAAGAUCGUAAGAACGGCCAGACUGGGUCAGACCAAAGGUCCAUCCAGCCCAGCGUCCUGUCUUCCGACAGCGGCCAGUGCCAGGGAUUGCAUGGCCAGUGCCCCAGCGGGAGUGAACCUAACAAGUACUUUACAAACUUGUCCCUGUUUAUUUGUCUG